This is a messenger RNA of Chaetomium globosum CBS 148.51, 993 nucleotides long. RefSeq lists its product as uncharacterized. Lineage: Eukaryota; Fungi; Ascomycota; Sordariomycetes; Sordariales; Chaetomiaceae. Bases 1 to 993 code for a protein of 330 amino acids. The record is from RefSeq and is a predicted model, not a curated record. The transcript has a single exon.
AUGAGGUACCUCUUGCAAAGCAUGAGGACGGGCCUGCUCCUGCUCUCCUCCUCCAUCCCAGCCCUCGCCCUCUCGACUCCCACCCCCAUCUUCACCCUCCCCGGCACCAUAGCGCCAGAAUCAUGGUUCGAGAACCUCGCGGUCCGCCCCAACGGGCUCAUCCUCGCCACCCGCGGCGACGCCCCUGAGAUCUGGCAAAUCAACCCCCGAACAGGCGCAGGCACCCUCCUGGCCACCGUCGCAGACACCUUCAACCUGACGGGCAUCACGCAGCUCACCACAACCCCAGAAACCUACGUUUUCGGCAGCUCGCACAUGCUCUCCUUCACCGAAGUCGUCCCUGCCAGCGCCAAAAUCUGGACGCUGGAAUUCCCCGCCCCCGGCAGCACCCCCACCACCACCAGCACACCCCCCGUAGUCUCCCUACUCACCACCCUCCCCGCGGCGGGCUUCAUCAACGGAAUGGCGACAUGGGACGCCAACCGCGUCCUGCUCAGCGACACGCUGACCUCCUCCAUCUACCUGCUCGACGUGGCGACAGCCACCUUCACCACACCCUUCUCGUCGCUGUCGGGCGUCAACGGCAUCCGGACGGCGCCGGGGUACGUCUACUGGGUGGACCCCAUUGCGCUGAAGCUCAGCCGCACUCCCGUGGAUGCGGACGCCGUGCCCACGGGCCUUGCGGAGCUGCUGCUGGAGGACCAGCAGAUGGAUGACUUUGCACUGGCGGUGGAUGGGACCGGGGCCGGGAAGGCGUACUUGGGGACGCUGUUGGAGAAUGUCGUGGUGGAGGUGACGUUUGGGGCGCCGCCGUCUGCGGGGCUCGGGGUGAAGAGGGUGGUUGCGGAGGAUGUGAGUGGGACGGGGACGGGGGCGGUUACGGUAGCUGUGUUUGGAAGGCGGACGCAGGAUGCUGGGUUGUUGUACGUGGCUGUUGGAAGGACGGGGCGGGAAAUGCGGCUUAUUGUCAUGAUUCGACCCCGAGUGAAUUAG